AUGUUGGCAAAACAUUUACACAACAUCUACGACAUUUUAUUCUGCGAUUCCGGGGCGGCCAUCAACGCCUUCUUUCACGCCAUCUACCGGAAGCAGAAGAUGACUAUGCUCCUCGGCACCUCCUCCUCGGAGGUCACCGAACGCCUCGCCAAGGUGGUUAGCCACUGGGGAAUACUGCAGAUUUCCUUCGGAAGUCUGAGCUCGGUGCUCAGUGAUCGGGUGGGAUUCCCGCUGUUCUACCGAACCGUGGCUCCGGACUCGUCCCACAAUGCGGCCAGGGUCGCCCUCCUUCGCCACUUUCACUGGGACACGGUGGCAACCCUGCACGAAGACGACGAACUCUACGCACUGGCCAUCAACGAACUGCUGACUCAGCUGGAUAUCGCCCAGAUCAGCGUGUCGGCGUCGGAGAGCGUCACCCGAAACGAUUUCCUCGAUCAAAUACACGAGCUCAAGGUGUACAGGCAAGGCAUGUACGGUGCCGACUUCCAGUGGAUCAUCCAGGGCGGCCUGGGCCCCUGGUGGCUGGACGCGAGCGACACCGACUGCAGCACCGAACAGCUCCAGGCGGCCGCUAGGUCCCUCAUCACGGUGUCGGCGUACACGGGCCGACUGCCGGACCACACCAGCGUGUCCGGACUCAGAAUGGACGACUUCCGAAAGGAGCUGACCGCCGAGCUGGAAGCCCAGACGCCCGGGUCUUCGGCUACCUACGGAGGUCACGUGACGGAGGCCUACGAUGCCGUCUGGACGGUGGCGCUGGCGCUGCGGGCGGCCGACCAACUCUGGAAGAAGGAGAACCAAAGGCGUUCUGCGAAUGACGAAACUAAGUAUGAUGCAGCAUCACGCUUAGUGCCACAUAUCAGAUUGCUUAUUUUUGUUGAUGUUGCUGGGCCUCUGUCGUUCUUCGGCAGCGACCGCGUCGGCAUCACCGAAUUCCAACAAAAUCAAGGCGGGGUAUUGCGGAAGGUGGCCCUCUACAUUCCAGACUCGGGAACGUUGAACAUAAACUGCUUCCGAUGCUAUCCCAUUGAGUGGCAAGACGGAGAGCCCCCCGUGGCUCGACGUAUUGUCAAGCUGAGCGUGGCGACGAUCCAGCGAAGUGUCUUCGUUUCCGUGUCUGUGCUGGCCGUCUUCGGAAUGGUCUUGGCCGUCGUCUUUCUGGCCUUCAACCUCUUCUACCGCAAACGCAAGUACAUCAAGCUGUCCAGUCCGCAGCUGAACAACAUGACGGUGGUGGGGUGCCUGCUGGUGUACCUGGCCAUCGUCCUUCUGGGGCUUGACCACGAGACGCUGGGCAGCGACACGCACUUCGCCGUCUUCUGCACGGUUCGGGCCUUCCUCCUCUCUGGAGGGUUCUCGCUUGCCUUCGGGGCCAUUUUUAUCAAGACCUACCGGGUGCAUCACAUCUUCAUCCGGGCUUCCAGUGGCAUCAUCAAGAACAAGCUUCUGCAAGAUCAGCAGCUGAUCGCGCUGGUCUGUCUGCUCGUCGUCAUCGACUGCGCCAUCGUCACCCUCUGGGUCAUCUUCGACCCGAUGGAACGGACGCUGAGGAACCUGACUAUGCAGAUCUCCAAGGCGGAGCGGGACGUGGUGUACCUUCCCCAGCGGGAGCAAUGCUACUCUGAGCACAUGGUCAAGUGGCUGGGCGCCCUGUACAUCUACAAAGGCCUGCUGCUCGUGGUCGGCUGCUACAUGGCCUGGGAGACGCGCAACGUCCAGAUCCCGGCCCUGAACGACUCGCAGUACAUCGGCCUGAGCGUGUACAACGCCGUGAUCACGUCGGCGCUUGUCGUGGCGCUGGCCAACGUCAUCUCGGCGGAGCGCUACACGCUCACCUUCGCGCUCGUGGGCACGCUCAUCUUCGUCUCGACCACCACCACCCUGUGCCUGCUCUUCUUGCCCAAGAUCCACGCCAUCAUGAACAACGCGGACGCAGACGCUGUGGUGGCGUCUUCCGGCGUUCGGGUGGAGUUCAACACCAGGAGGUUCGCCAUCGACGAAAGGCGGGAGCUCUUCUACCGUACGGAGGUCCAGAGCAGGGCGUACGCUAGAGAAGUGAACGAGCUGGAUCUCGAGAUCGCACGUCUGAAGAAGCUCUUGGGAGAACCAACUUCCACAGAAGCAUCGUCUGAUGCCAACUCGGCCAAGUCGGAAAGCCCCCUGUCCUCCCUUCUGGAGCGUUUCAAGCGCAAGCGGGCAUCCCUGGAGUCGGAGGGCAUCUCAGCCAUCACCACAGCGGGUGCCACCACGGCAUUUUCUUCUCCCGGACCCCCUCCCCACCGAUUCCGAAACCCCUACUCCCCACACCCCGCAAAGAUCCACUCCGUCAUCCACGCGGGCAUUCCAGAAUCCCCGCUGUCCAUUCCAAGCACCAGGACCCUCCUCCAACUCCGCGCAGAAGACCUGCUUCCAAAGCGACCAGAGGGAAGGUCUCCACGAGGCUUGCCGCGACUCAGGAGCAGCCUUCCGGCCAUCGCAGCGCUGGAUAACGCGAGCGGUCCGGAUGACCCAUUGUCAAGGAUGGCCAUGGGCCAUGCCGGCUCCUUCCCGGCUCUCAGGUCAUCCCCAAGCUCCGAGGGCAUCGAGGACAACGACGAAGAGGACGGCGGUCGCGACUCGGUGUACCAGUCGGUCGAGGUGGUCGCGAACGGCGGAAGCACCACGGACGAGUACCGCACAGUGUCGUCAGACGACGACACAUACGUGAGUUGCCGGACUUUUAAUCGUGGUUCGUCGUCGACUCUCGCCAACUGGUCCCCGGCGUGCUUCGAGCCUGCCGUAGCCGGCGAGCUCGGAGUCCUGGAGGAGAUGAACGACGACGACUCGUCGGUGGCCACCACGCCGGUGUCUCGGAACAAUCCUUCCAGGGACAAUGCGUCGAGGGAAGAGACGUCCCGGGAGGCAUUUGAGGAGGAUGAGGCACAUGGUGUCUCCAGGGAGAUACUGCGGGCCCAGCGCGAACAUUUUUUAAGACAACUAGAAGCGGCAGAGUCCGUGGACGUCUGACGACUUGCUGUGGGCUCGCGGCCCGUUACCUGGUGUUUGAGAGAACGCUUUGGUAAUAUCUGCAGGGUGUUUAGAGGUCCCAUGUAUUACGAGAAUGCUGCAUUCAUGGUUACCCUUUUGUUACCCGUAUGAGCUAUGCUUUGCUAACUAUUGGCUAGCGUACAUGCUGACCCCACUGUGUUUAUGGCUGUUGAUCAUUAGAAUUGAAGCACACCAAAUAGUGCGAUCAUUUAAUUGUUAUUGUAUAGAUAUAUACAUAUAUUGGGCAAGGCUCAUGUGGUUCUAUAGAGCGGACAGUUCGUUUAGAACGGAACAGGCCCUAUGGCAUUAAUUGUGAAGCGUGAAAAAAUAGAGAGGAACCGAACGCAAGAAGCAGGGUGAUAGAUGUAAAAUAGGCAACACUGACAUGGGGUCAUCGAAUACAUCACUGUCGAUGUUUUAAAGAGCUUUCACCGGGAAUGAAUUUGAUGUACAUUCCAUCGCAGGUUUCGUAAACAACGUCGUAGGGAUGCUCCAGCAGUCUUUGUGCUCUAAUUGCUUGGAGCUUCGGAGUGUUAGGAAUGACUUGGCUGUCGCUGUUUAUAUAAUACUAGUACAAUCCUAGACCAACCUAAUGGUUCCUAAGCCCCUGUUGUCCAUGACUGCCCAUACAAAAUGAAUUCAGACCUAAGAUGCUCGUCUUCAUUACGUAGGAUUAUAGGCAAAAUAAUUGUUGGAUGUUUGAGCAUCACAAGAAAUAUUUAAAUUUUAAACCGCGCAGCAAUUUAUCAACAAAGUGUAUAAUGGAAAUGUCACAUCCUCACAUUUACAGCUUUGAAACAGAGCUUAAUGACAUCAUUUGCUAAAUGAG
Messenger RNA from Ixodes scapularis (black-legged tick), 3859 nucleotides. RefSeq names its product gamma-aminobutyric acid type B receptor subunit 2. Gene Ontology annotation, cellular component: membrane; G protein-coupled receptor heterodimeric complex. The record is from RefSeq and is a predicted model, not a curated record. The transcript has 17 exons. Gene Ontology annotation, molecular function: G protein-coupled GABA receptor activity. Gene Ontology annotation, biological process: gamma-aminobutyric acid signaling pathway; G protein-coupled receptor signaling pathway. Lineage: Eukaryota; Metazoa; Arthropoda; Arachnida; Ixodida; Ixodidae. The coding region runs from base 1 to 3009 and encodes 1002 amino acids.